This is a messenger RNA of Lampris incognitus (smalleye Pacific opah), 11834 nucleotides long. RefSeq names its product splicing factor proline/glutamine-rich (gene sfpq). Lineage: Eukaryota; Metazoa; Chordata; Actinopteri; Lampriformes; Lampridae. The record is from RefSeq and is a predicted model, not a curated record. Gene Ontology annotation, cellular component: nucleus. The transcript has 12 exons. Gene Ontology annotation, molecular function: RNA binding. Bases 160 to 2013 code for a protein of 617 amino acids. Gene Ontology annotation, biological process: regulation of DNA-templated transcription.
GCAGGUCGAAUUCUGUUGCACAACGCCGUUCGCCAUUUUAGAAAGGCUGGUGACCUACAUCCGACGCCGGACACGGUGGAAAACGGGAAUUGUUGACGGACACCCAAGCUAAUUUUUUGUAAUCUUAGUAUCUGCAUAGAGUAGAUUUGUCACGUUAAGAUGUCCCGGGACAGGUUCAACAGAAAUCGCGGUGGCGGCGGGAUUAAUACUUUUCAGCCGCGUCGGGGUGGCGGAAUCCCCGGCGGCCCGAUGCGAGGUGGACUGAUGGGGAGUGGGGGUAUAAGAAACCAUCCUUUCCAGCAUCAAAACCGGGGUGGAGGACAAGCGGGUAAUAACAGCACCAAUAUGAACAAGCCGCCAAAUCAGGGACCGAACCAGACGAAGCCACAACAGCCACAGUCCUCCGGGAUAAUUCCUCCGCCAACUCCCGGCCCGGCUCUCACAAUGAAAGGCCCCAUGCAGCAGGAGCGAAAACCGACCGUCGGAUCUCCUCUACCCAAGAUUCAGUCUCCUCCGCCCAAACCCAACAUAACUUCGCCUCCGCCGAACCAAGCCAACAAGAACCAGAACCCGCAGCAGAAGGGGCCGAUGAGUGGCAACGUGAACGGCCAGCAGCAGCAGCAGCAGCAGCAGAAGCCGAUACCGCAGCAAAGCCCGAAGCCACCGGCUCCAGAGAACAAGCCGAACCCCACAGUAAACCCGGAGCAGAAGGCGCCUGAACGUGCUGCUCCGGCCCAGACAGAUCACAGCCAUGCAUCGGAGUUUAAGGCAACAUUAUCCUUGCUGCUUAAACCUGGUGAGAAGACUUACACUCAGCGGUGCCGCCUGUUCAUCGGCAACCUGCCCAACGACAUAACAGAGGACGAGUUCAAGAGGCUGUUUGCCAAGUAUGGCGAGCCCAGUGAAGUGUUCAUCAACAAAGGCAAAGGUUUUGGUUUCAUCAGAUUGGAGUCCCGUGCACUGGCCGAGAUUGCCAAGGCAGAGCUUGAUGACAUCCCCAUGAAAGGUCGUCCUCUCCGUGUUCGUUUUGCCACACACUCCGCAGCCCUCUCUAUAAAGAAUCUAUCACCGUUUGUGUCCAACGAGCUCCUUGAGGAGGCUUUCUCACAGUUUGGAAUGGUGGAGAGGGCGAUUGUCAUUGUAGAUGAUCGCGGACGUUCCACGGGGAAGGGCAUUGUUGAAUUUGCCUCCAAACCUGCUGCCAGAAAAGCCCUGGACCGCUGCAGUGAGGGCGUGUUCUUGCUCACUACGUCACCCCGACCAGUUGUGGUCGAGCCUCUCGAACAGUAUGAUGAUGAAGAUGGUCUUCCUGAAAAGCUGGCACAGAAGAACCCCAGAUAUCAGAAAGAGCGGGAGGAGCCUCCUCGUUUUGCUCGCCCCGGCACUUUUGAAUACGAGUAUUCCAAGCGCUGGAAGUCUCUGGAUGAGAUGGAGAAGCAACAGAGGCAGCAGGUGGAGAAGAAUAUGCGGGAGGCUCGUGAGAAACUGGAGAGCGAGAUGGAGGAUGCAUACCAUGAACACCAGGCCAACAUGCUCCGUCAAGAACUUAUAAGGCGACAAGAGGAGCUAAGGCGCAUGGAAGAAAUGCAUAGUCAAGAGAUGCAGAAGAGAAAGGAGAUGCAACUCAGACAGGAGGAGGAGCAACGCAGGCGAGACGAGCAGAUGUUAAGGAAGAGGGAGAUGGAGGAGCAGAUGCGACGUCAGCGUGAGGAGAACUACAGGAUGGGCAACUUCAUGGACAACAGGGAAAGAGAUAUGAGAAUGAAUCCUGCUGGGGCUAUGGGCAUGGCUGACAUGCCUUUUGGCUCACCCAACCAGAAGUUCUCCAUGGGUGGAAUGGGCUUUGAGGGACAGCAGGGCAUGGGGGGACCCUCUUCUGGUGGCUUGCUACCCAAUGAAAUGCGCAAUGAGCGCUUCCCUCAGGGUGGUCCCAGGGGAAUGGGUCCUGGUAACCCAGGGUUUGGCAGGGUCCGUGAGGAGUUUGAUGGACCUGCCAAGAAACCCCGCUUUUAAAGGCUGCUUGGCGUCUGUAUCACUAGCGGCAUCAUUUGUGUAGAUUCUCUGAAGCAAACCUAUUGAGUCAAAUCUGUUGUAUUUAAGUUCUUCUGCAUUUUAGCCCUGAAAACUUAUUCAUUUGAUGGCAAGUUUGAUAUUCCUUUUUUAUUUUGUAUUUUGAGUAGUGAUAAAAGGUGAUACACCUGUGAUCCAUUGUAUUUACUUUUUAGUUGUGUCAUGCUCUGUGAGUCGUCGUGAAUUGAUAAUUGUAACACUCUCGCCUUUCUAUCUAUGGCUGUGUUUUGUGCCAUAAGUUUGAAGUAAAAGCAUGUAUCACAAUAAAGACCUUAAUUGGUUCUAUCAGAAAAAAAUCCUUUAACAUUUAUUCUGAACAAGUUACAACAUUUAUAUCCAGAUAAUUUCACAGCAGUAUUCCUUCUUGAAACAAUUGAGCACACAUUAACAUUAGUUCUUAGAAAUCAUCUGGAUAGAAACAUUUUAGAAUUUUUCGACAAUGUAUUAUAAUUAUUGUGUAAAACUGAAAUUUAGGGGCACCCCGUGGCUCUCCUGGUGGAGCGCGUACUACAUAAGGCUGAGUCCUUACCGCAGCGGCCUGGGUUCGAAUCCGGCCUGGGCCCUUUGCUGGAUGUCAUCCCCUCUCUGUCCCCUGUAUUUCUCUCGACUAUCGCUAUCAAAUAAAGAUGGAAAGUGCCAAAAAUAAUAUUUGGGGGAAAAAAACUGAAGUUUAGCAGGUUGGUCUUAAUGGAUCCAAGGACUCAAUUAGGACAAUCGGUGCAAACGGCACAGUUGCAAGUUGAAAAUUGUGUAUCCUUCACAUCAGUUAGAUUUGAAACACAUACUACCUAAAGUCACUGCAAGCAGCUACAUUUUUAUAUCUUGUGUUGCAGUUUCUAUUGUCAAAAUGCAACUCGUUAAUGGUCAUGGUGCAAUUUUAAUUAUACCAAAUUCUUUUUCUUUUCAAUACCCCCCCCCAAUUGUACCUGGCCAGUUACCCCACCCUUCCUUCGCUGCUCCACCCCCUCUGCCGAUCCGGGGAGUGCUGCAGACUACCACAUGCCUCCUCCAAUACAUGUGGAGUCGCCAGCCGCUUCUUUUCACCUGACAGUGAGGAGUUUUCCCCAGGGGAACAUAGCACGUGGGAGGAUCACGCUAUUCCCCCCAGUUCCCCCUCCCCCACGAACAGGUGCCUACAUUGACCAGAGGAGGUGCUAGUGCAGUGACCAGGACAUUUACCCACAUCCAGCUUCCCACCCGCAGACACAGCCAAUUGUGUCUGUACCAAGCCAUAGGUAACACGGGGAUUUGAACCGGCAAUCCCUGUGUUGGUAGGCAAUAGAGUAGACCGCUGUGCUACCCGGAUGCUGCCCCAGUUAUACCACAUUCUUGUGAGAGUAAAAUACGAGAUAUACUUAAUAUUCCCAUGUCAACCAGGAUUCCUGGUUUAACUCCAGUUGAAUGGCUUCCUGCUUUUGAGUAAUUACAUGCUCAGACCUUUUUAAGGCCGCCAGUCAUAUUUAAGUCUCGUUCAAAAUCCUGAUAACAUUUUUUCAUUAUUUUCCCCCCUAAUGGUUGAAUUUAGCUAGUAAGGUUAAAUCGUAAACCCAGGAUUAAGGUUAAAUCUUAAACCCAGGAGGUGUGCCCGUAAUUUAGAACAAAUUCAACUUUGUCCUUUAUGUACCUGUGAAUCCAAGGAUCAUGUUGUUGGAUUACUGGUGUAACAGUUUAGUCAGAAAGUAGUGAAUUAUGGACAUGGAAUGAAUUUGAAAUGCUUGCUGAUUGGAUUAUUGGAACUAAAAUUGCUUUCAGGAAUAACGUCUUGGUAGCUGGACUUGAACUGUUUGUUGCAUAAAUCUCACACAUAUAAACACGGUUCAUGGCUUUGUUUAAAAUUGACUGACUGUGUGAGUGAUCUGUUCAUCUGGGGCAAAUGACCAGUGUCCAGUAGGCAUCUGAGAAAUAUCCCCUUAAAGAACAUGGAAAAAAUAACCAUAAUUUGUGUGGAUAGGAUCAGUUAGGGUGAACUUUGACUAUCACAAAAGUACUUACCUGCUGUGUGUAUGGCAUGAGAGCUUCACAGAAAGAGGCAAAAUAAUAAAAAUGUUUUGUCUAAUGCCACAUUUAUCCAACAAAGAUUAGGAUAUAAAUAGAACCGAUGCUAUGAUUCUUCUAUAUUUGUCAAAAAUGGAAUACUUUUCCAAUUUUCCAAACAUACGGGGGGGCUUCAGUAUUGUGCUAGAUUGGUAAUAUUCCCUAAAACCCAAAAAUGGUCUUUUGUAGAGGUAAAGCUUAACCAGGACAUUCAUUGUGCUUGAUAUAUUGGAGAGCAAUUUUGCAGGGAUUUCCAAAACAUUAAAACAAAAGCUCAAUACAAAGCAGCUUUGGAAAAAGCUCAUUAUUUUGGAGUGGAACAUACCCAUAUUCUACAUUGACAAGCCAAUUCCAUUCCAAUUUCUAGGUGAGGAUAAAUGACACCGAAGGAUUUUUUUUCAGUUGGCACAUGUGUUGGAUAGCGGCCAGACUUCAUGAAGUGAAGAUUCAGGCUUGCUUGUUGACAAGUGACUCCGGUUUAAAUGAAACAAAAAUUGGAACAAGGGGACAGAUUUAAUUUUCACGUUUCAUGCUCUUGCCAAAUGCUUGAAACUGCUUCAGAUGUGCUUUGUUGUUGGUGAUAAAAAGCAAAGAUUUGGCAAACAAGAUUUGUGUUCAAUUGCCUUUUGUAAUAAAGUUAAUUAAGAUGCUAGCUUGAUAAAUUAGGUAACAAUACAUUGGGGACAUAAGGGUAGUAAAGAGACUUUUGGCUCUGGUAGGUACAAAUUUUGAGCAACUUUAUUCUUUGACAUUUCUCAUUUUCAAGUACCUUUUACAGCUAUAAACAGUACUAUUAAUUGGCGGAGACCACUCAGAUGAUUUUACAAUAAAUAUAUAUGAAUUUAACAAUCUUUCACCCUUUGAUAUAUAGAAUGACUUGGACAAAAUCAUUACACAUCACUACAACUAAAAGCGCUAUAUAAAAUGCAAGUUGAUUGAUUGAAUGGAAGAUAAUUCAACUUUAUUCUUAAAGAUGAAAUGUGUUCCUUAUUCACAGUACACAACACACAUCAAAUUUACAUUGAAAAGGACCACACAUGCAAAUUGAAUUGCAUUCCCCUCAGCUAUGCUGUAUGUAAUUUAUAGAACCAUUUUUGGAGAAUUGAUGAAAUUUUUUCAUGUUCCAUGUAAGCAUCUGUGACCAGAAACAUAAGAAGUUAAACUAUAACAUGUAUUCUCAUAACCGCUCCAACAGUAGACUUGGACGCAUGUCUAUAAUCCUUGAAGAAACUGAAGGCAUGGAAACAACUUUUUUUUUCUUCCCACAAAUUUAUACACGGGCUUUGAAAAUUGCAUUUACAUGAAGAUCAAUACCAUGGUGUGGCAAAGCAGUUCUGGUACUUUAAAAUGUCAAUUUUGUGGUUUACUUGAUGCGUUUCCAAGGGCCACUUUUGCCAACUUUCUUAAUAUUGGCAAUUGGUUGCUUUUUAGCUGAAAAUCUUUGUAACACCCCUAGUGCACUUACACACUGAGAGAAGGUUGAAUGGUUUGACUUCCUCAACAAAAUUUAGCUCCAAGACGUUUGCCUGCUUCAAAUGCAUCCUGUAGAAGCAAAGCCUUCACAUAUCUGAAAACGCAGCCUGUAGAAGGGAGAAGACCCCUGAGUCGGAACCACAACUGCAUGAUUUUAAACAUUGUAGAUCUGAAAAAGGAUAAUCACUAUGCAGCCAAAGAGCUUAAACAUCAGGUAUGUGGUAAUAUUUUGUGUACAGAGAGAAGAUUCAAUCAGCAAAUUUCUUAAACAUUUGGCUAUUCAUUAGAAAAGCGUCCGUCAUCCCUUAGAUAUUUGAAAACGUCACACAACAUUGAGGACUAAUAUUUGGAAUUGGUAAUUAGAAACUAUAAAAUGUAAAUCUGUAAAACAUAUAAAUGUCAUGUCUGUUUUGGUGUUAUGUACAUUUUUUCUUUAACAGGUUUGAUCAUCUUAAAAGAUUGUGGACUAAGAGGGGAACUUUGAAACCACAAAAUCCUAAAUCGAUGGUACCCAGAGGUUUAGUCAGAUGACCAUUCACCUUAAGUUUUGAGUAAGACCCCUAUUUGACCUGGCCUUGUUGAAUAGUAUUUCCACAUCUGAAAAAUACAUUGACUUUGGCAAGUUGAUGUUGGUCCACAAAUUUGAACAAAUUGUGAUCUAUUCUUGUUGGUAGCUUGGUCUCAUUAGAAUGUUUGUCAUAAAAAUCAGCAUUUGGCCAUCCUACUUUUGAGUUGCCAAAGAUUUUACUGGCAUUAUGCCAAACACAUUCAUGGACGUCAAAAACUAUCAGCAUGGGGGAAGGAUAAGGAUGCCCCUAUCACCAAGUUUUUUUCCUUGCUUCCCCCCCCCCCUUUUUUUUUCCUUCUUCUCCCAAUUGUACCCGGUCAAUUACCCCACUCUUCCGAGCCGUCCCGAUCUCUGCUCCACCCCCUCUGCUGAUCUGGGGGAGGGCUGCAGACUACCAUGUGUCUCCUCCGAUACAUGUGGAGUCACCAGCUGCUUCUUUUCACCUGACAGUGAGGAGUUUCGCCAGGGGGACGUAGUGUGUGGGGGGGAUUUACGCUGUUCCCCCUCCCCCCGAGCAGGCGCCCCGACCAACCAGAGGAGGCGCCAGUGCAGCGACCAGGAUACAUACCCACAUCUGGCUUCCCACCCACAGACAUGGCCAAUUGUGUCUGUAGGGAUACCGAGCCAAGCCAGAGGUAACACGGGGAUUCGAACUGGUGAUCCUCGUGUUGGUAGGCAACGGAAUAGACCUCCACGCUACCCGGAUGCCAGCUCAACAGUUUUUAAUGUAGAGCUGGUGUCGUGCAGUGGUAAUUGCAAAAUUUUGUACAGGCACACACUGAUGUUCCAGUUUCCUUCACAGAUUAUUCGAAAUGGUUUUUUUCAAAGCCAGAGUAUAUAUUAAUGAAACUGAGAAGGGACAACUAAUCCAAUAUUCAAUUGGAAGGGUUAAUAACACCAUCCACCGUUAGACCUGAAAAUAAAUUCUUGUUUCGGGGGCAAAUUUUAAAUUAAGUUGAAUUUUAAGUGUCUGCCGUAGAUCAUUUAGACAGUUCAUCCUUUCUGCCCUGCAAGAGACCCGUCCGUACACAUUACUGUUGAUGAGUGAAUGGCUUGUUCUGCGUGUGUGCAUAUGUGAUGUGAGUGCAUAGUGCAUGUCUUUGGGUACAUGAGGGGUGUAGUAGCUGCUGUCAGCCAGCUUGUCGCAGGCAGACUGCCCCUUUCCACAGUAGAGGCUCUCCCCGGCAAUUGGGUUGCGUUGAGGAUGAGUAGUUCUGCAGGAGUCAGUGGACAGUAAAGCCUGGACUUGUUUGCACUACAGCCAGAGGUAUGCUUACACAGAUCUCAGCUGAAGAAGUAAGGUAAGUGGCCCAUCCAUGUUUACGAUUUUAAAAUUCCACAAAUUGCCCCCCAUCCACCCACCUCACAACUUAACUGCUCUGUCUUUGUUUUUCUCACAUGCUCUGUCACUUCUGUGACACUUGUAGGGCUUCUGGCAUCACACUUGUGAAGAAUGGCAUCACAGUGCAGAUCUCUAUCCUCCUCCCUCUUUUUGUGUACACAUGGCAAAACAGUGUUAGCUUGUGCAAAACGUGUGUGUGUGUGUGUGUGUGUGUGUGUCUGUGGUUUACGGUACUUGAGCUUUCAUGAUCGAACUGAAGCUGUAUGUACCAAGGAAAAAGGGCUGAGUAACUGGUUCAUCAUUGAGCUGUCGAGGCAUGUGAUGUCCUAGCCAAGACAGAAGUUGUCUUCUGUGGCCAGAGCAAUUUUUUCCCCCCACCUUGGAUUGUGAAAUAACUCCAGAAAUGCAAAGAAACAAGUGGAUGUAGUAGUGGGUUGGGUACUGCUUGCAGUUAAUUGAAAAAGGCAUAAUACCUUUUGGGUUGCUCGGGGUGGGAAGGGCGUUUCUGAUGUUGACCCCGUUCAUGAAAAUCCUUUGUGUUGAAAGUAAAUGUGCAUCAAUAUUCAAACCCAUGCAUCACACAGUGUAUAUUUUUGUCCUGUCAUGCCUUCAGUAACUAGUGUAUUUUUAUUGGAAGGUUUUUUUCGGAGGCUGGGUUGUGGGAGGUGGACUUGUUUUGAUGUAAUGCUCAGUUAAUUUAAGUAGUCACUUGUCUUGAUUUUAUACAUAGAUUUUUUUUAAAAAUAUAUAAUAAAACUAUAACUAAAAAUGACAAUCAUUGCAACACAUUUUUCCCCCAAAGCCCAAAUCAUCCAGUUGUUGGGUUAAGAUAAGUGAUUCCACUCACCUAAUGACUAUUGUUUUAAGGUUUGAAGUCCUAUCGCAAUUGAUGAUCACUUAAGAGGUUUGCUUUUGGACAUGCAUUUCUGGCAGUGCCACUAGUGAAACCUCUUGUUGAUCAGCAGCUGAGGUGAAGGACUGACUGCAGAUCAGCCAGUGUGUUUUAGCGAGGCCUAGGUUUUAAUCUUUUAUCACUGUUAUUUACCACUUGAGGGUCCUAAUGGGAGGACAACAUGGCGCUGUUCUGAUUAUGUCAAAGGUCCAGCUUACUCUCCAGGAUUUGAUUCAUUUCACUUAUAAGUUUUUUCCCCUAACUCGAUGCAGACCGGUGGUUAUACAGUCAUUCAGAAGAACUUAACAUUUUUUUUACCAUUUCUGAUUUCUGGUUCAGCAAGACUAGACUAACAAUAGAUAUUGGCCCUCACCUACGGUAUAACGAAAGAUUAGUGGACAAUUCCAACUGUUCACCAACUAAACAUAUUAGUAGAAUUUGUUUUAUUUCUGAAUACUCGCUGUUACUCUAAAGAAUUUUAUAAGCCACCUGACUUUUUUACAUGAACGUUUUGUCACCGAGAUUAUGGCUGGCUGCCUUUCAGAGUGGCUGGUAUUUCCGACACACUCAUUUGUGAGUAUUCUAACUUGAGUAUUUGUUCUCCCCAAUAUUUGGCUGGUGUUGAAUUCCAGUCCUGGUUGGGGGGGGGGCAAGUGACGGAUGAUUGAUGGAAAGAAAAUAAAGUCUUGUGUUUCCCCAUCAGUAUUUGCAGAAAGAAUGUCAAGGCCAGCUUAAUGUAUGUACAACCUUUUCAAAGACUUUUCUGUACUCGGCACCAUAGAACAAGUAAUACGCUAAAUAUUGCAGUCGGUUCGGUUCCUCUUUUACGUUCUCAUUAGUCUGCUCCUAUAUUAUUCCAGUCCGCUUGUCUCACUUCACGCUACUCGUCAUGCCAGUGACCAGUUUAUUUUGAAAUGGGUAAUACUCAACUUUUUAGGACUUAAAGACCACAUGAAAUGAACAGUGUCUCUUCUUCAUCAUUUAUCUAUAAUUAUGUGCCAAAAAAUUAAAAGGAAAAUAUUGCCUUUUUAUUUCUUUAGACAAAAAUUAUUUCUGAAAGUCAUCAAAUCCAUAAUUGCAUCUCUUUGCACUUUUGGGCAGGCAUCGAGAAAAAUGUCCAAAAAUCUUAACGCAUGUGUCCACGCUCGGCAUUAUCAUGAGUUGAAGUUGCGUCUUUGGUGGUUCCCGUUUAAAAAGGGAAGAAAAAAAUAUAUAUAUAUAUAUCUCCCCCAAAACUCCAUGGCUAGUGUUGGAGUUGAUUUCCGGUGGACAUCAAAUCUACUGCCUGCCCCUUAUUAAAUCCCACCAAAAUGGUCUGUCUCUUUUGGAAAUGUGUCACAUCGCGGAAGCACGUGAUGCCCUUAAUGCCGUUUCAUGUGGCUUUUAAGCAAUUCUGUUGUGUGGCUUCCAUGUUGGAACUGUCUUGGAGCAGUUAGAAGUUUGUGCCACUACCUGGAGUAUGUAGUCCUCAACAGCUGUCAUACCGAAGUGUUUGUGGAACAACAAACUACAUUACGUUGGGUAAUGCACUGAACGCAGCUCCUAGGGGCUGUUGUGUCCAUCUGCACUGUGAACCAUUCCCUUUUUCUACAUUCUUGAGUCUUGCCAAACACUUACUUUCCUGCCUCAGAGUGUGAUGCCAGAACUACCCUCUUGGCCUUCUAUGGCCACAUUUAAGAGGGCUUUGCCCGAUGUCUGCCAGAUGCUGUAUAAGACUAAGUAUAGUACUGUCAAGGUUUACUGUUCUGUAGAAGAGCAUCUUCCAGCUCAUAAGGGGUUUACAGGGAUGUCCCUGAAGUGUCAUGUGCCAAGUUGACCUUGCUUUGUACGAGAACAUACGUCUUCCAGAGGUUGGUGAGAGAUUUUGAGUUGUCGCGGUCGUCAUGCAUUUGUCUUGUCCCCUCUGAUGUUCCAGGAAAACAAAUGAAUCCACCUCAGUGUCUCCAGUCCAAGAUUACUGUAUUUUACUCACUGUAUUUUAAUUUACAAAAUUACAGAGCACAUCAACAGUUACUUACAUAUAUAUGUACAUCUAAUGCAUGCUUGUAACAUCUUCCAGCUUGAGAAAUACAAUAUUAAAAAAUGUGUUCUCUUUUAGCCUCCACAUAAUUUCAGGUCACUGCCUACAUGCACACAAUAACCCCUACUAUAGCAUACUAAUCAGUGAUAGAAUAGAAGUCCUGACAGGUUUAUUACUAGGGUCUCAUUGUUUCUCUCUCACCGCAGGAGUCUCGAGGGAUGGAAGGAGGCUGAGACCAAUCAGUCUUGAUCAGUUUUACUGGUACACAGAAAACCAUCGUUUGUUAACCCUGCAACGAUCGAGGACCCAGGGACAGAGCUGUUCUGACAUCUGAACAAUAACCCGCAGCUGUGUAGCUCGGAGCAGGGGGCAGCCGCUGUGCAGCGCCUGGUGACCAACUCCAGUUAUUUCUUCCUAUUGCCUUGGUCAGGGGCACAGACAGGAGUAUCAACCCUAACAUACAUGUCUCUGAUGGUGGGAGGAAACCGGAGCACUUGGAGGAAACCCACGUAGAAACGGGGAGAACAUGCAAACUCCACUCAGAAAGGACCUGGGACAGCCUGGGGUUCGAACCCAGGACCUUGCUGUAAGGCAAAAAAAAAAAGAAGAAAGAAAGAAAGAAAGAAAAAAGAGGCAGUGCUAACCAUUGGGCCAUCGUGCCGUCCAUAUUUUACUGUAUCAUACAGUUUUAUCAAGGAUGAUCAAAUUUACCAUUUCCACUAAAGUAGUUAAUCUUAACUGCCUCUCUUACUUGAUAACUGGUUUGCAGUCCAAAUGCAGUACCUGGACCUGCCAGCAGAGGACAAUAGCCACUGGGCUACCAGAAGGAUGAUUUUUUUUUCCUGUACAUUUUUUUUCAAAAUAAAUGUUUUAAAUCUGUAUUGUUUGAAUUUCUGAAAAAUGUUGGCUUGAUUGUCCCCUAGUUACUUGAUUGCAAAGAACAUGAACCUUGCAAGUUCCCACGAACACUUGUUCAUGGGAGCUUUUCUGUCACCAAAUUUGCAUCUGUCAACUUUUUUACACCCAGUACUUGUUUUGCGGUUAAUGUAACCUAAUAACCAGUGUUGGUCCUCUUUUUAAAGAGCAACUGAGGACAAGAUUUUUUGGAGAGGGAACAAUUCAUCAGACAUGGGAACACAGACGAGACUGAGGUUAAAGUUGGGGGCUGAAUCCUGUAAUGCUCAUUGUGUGGUUUAUUUGCUAAAAUGUCCAGGUAACUUACAGCUACAAUUGAAAGGGUAAUUGUCAUUGGGUUGUCAUCUGAAUCUUCCUGUUGAUUACCUCGGCCCUGUAUGUACUCUUUCUAUCUGUUGUGCCUGGUUGGCAAGGGAUCACACCUGUGUACAUGCCGGUAUGUCACCUCUCCCAUGCUGAAGAAGGCAGUCUUGCCCAAAACAUUAGUGCUUGAAACAAGUAUUAAAGUGAUUUCCCUGUC